AUGGCAGCCGACUUCGCUACAACAUUGGAAAACCCAAGUCUUUUCGUUGGAAAAUCUUUCAUCGACGGACAUUGGAUCUUUUCUGAACCAUGCAAAACAUUCAAAGUCCAGAAUCCUGCCACGGACGAAGUCAUUGGGACAUGUCCAGAGUCGACCGUCGACGACUUACGCGAUGCAAUCGACGCCGCUUCCGCCGCAUUCCCGCUAUGGAGGGCUCAAUCUGGGCGUGCCCGAGGGCGCAUUCUGCGCCGUCUCGGCGACCUCAUCACCGAAAACAAGGUCGACAUCGGCAGGAUCAUUACUGCCGAGAACGGGAAGGCCAGGGCCGAUGCCGAGGGUGAAGCUCUUUUCUCAGCCAGCUUCUUUGAGUGGUUCUCCGAAGAAGCUCCCAGGAGUCAUGGAGAUAUCGUCCCGCACAUGAAUCCUCAGGGAAGAAUUCAAAUAUUGAAACAGCCCAUCGGAGUCUGCGGUCUUAUCACACCUUGGAACUUCCCCAUGGCGAUGGGUGCACGCAAGAUAGCGGCGGCUCUUGCCGCUGGUUGUACCGUGGUACUCAAAUCCGAUGGCCUUACGCCAUUCUCUUCCAAUGCCCUGGGUGUCUUGGGGGAGAUGGCGGGCAUUCCCAAGGGAGUCCUCAAUAUUGUCACCGCGCUUGACAACACCCCGCAGCUUGGCCUCGCCCUGUGUGAAAGCACCACCGUCCAAAAGAUUUCCUUCACGGGGUCAACCAGAGUCGGCAAGCUUCUCAUGAAGCAGUCCAGCAGUACGCUCAAGAAGUUGAGUCUCGAGCUGGGGGGGAACGCCCCUUUCAUUGUUUUCGACGAUGCGGACCUAGAAACGGCUGUGUCCAGCGCUAUCGUCAGCAAAUUCAAAGUCUCGGGUCAGACCUGCGUAUGCGCCAACAGAUUCUACGUUCAAGACGGUAUCUACCAACGUUUCAGCGAGCGUCUUGUCAAGGAGGUCAAGAAGUUCAAGGUCGGGAACGGCAGUAUCGAAGCUGUCACUCACGGGCCACUUACGACAAGCGUUGCCAAGGUAGAAGAACACGUAAAGGACGCUCUGAGAAAAAACGCAAAGCUUCUUCUCGGAGGGCAUCGUCUACCCGAGCUUGGGUCUAGGUUCUUCGAGCCGACCAUUCUUGGCAAUGUCGAUGACACAAUGGCCGUCAUGCACGACGAGACAUUUGGUCCAUUGGCGGCGUUGACCAGGUUUAACAACGAGGAAGAGGUGAUCGCGAGGGCGAACUCAACGGAAGUUGGACUUGCUUCGUACCUCAUGACCGCUGAUCUCAGCCGAUCUAUACGUGUAUCAGAGAGGCUGGAAUGCGGAAUGGUAGCUCUGAACACGGGUGUUAUUUCGGACCCCGCAGCACCCUUUGGGGGUGUCAAGCAGUCUGGGUUUGGCCGUGAAGGAAGUCGAUACGGCAUGGAUGACUACAUGGUUUCUAAAACCAUUGUUACGGGUGGUAUAGUCACAAAAUACAGUGCCCACUUGUAG
Messenger RNA from Verticillium nonalfalfae, 1497 nucleotides. RefSeq lists its product as uncharacterized. The record is from RefSeq and is a predicted model, not a curated record. Gene Ontology annotation, molecular function: succinate-semialdehyde dehydrogenase (NAD+) activity. NCBI's taxonomy places the organism in Eukaryota, Fungi, Ascomycota, Sordariomycetes, Glomerellales, Plectosphaerellaceae. The coding region runs from base 1 to 1497 and encodes 498 amino acids. The transcript has 2 exons.